CCGUCCAUCACACAGCGCAGCCAAUCCCGUUCCAGGUGGUUGGGAGCGGGGGGCGUGGUCACGGUUGCCGUGGCAGCAGGUCUGUGUGAGGCUUGUACGGAGGCUCAGCACUCAUCAAGGGGGGCAGCAAACAUGGAGGAACUGGAAGAAAACUUGUCAAGUGAAGAACUCAGACCGUGUAAGAUUUGUGGUAGAACGUUCUUUCCUGCUACCUUGAAAAAGCAUAUUCUAAUUUGCCAAAAAGCAUCUACAAAAAAACGAAGAACAUUUGACUCAAGUCGGCAGAGAGCAGAAGGCACAGAUAUAACUACAGUAAAGCCAGUGAAGAAACGGCCAGAACCUCCCAAAAAGCCAUCCAACUGGAGGAGAAAACAUGAGGAGUUUAUUGCCACCAUAAGAGCAGCUAGAGGAAUUAAUUUAAAGGAUGGGGGAGAACUUCCACCCCCACCUCCACCUUCCUAUGACCCUGAUUAUAUCCAGUGCCCAUAUUGUCAAAGGAGGUUUAGUGAAAACGCAGCAGAUCGGCAUAUCGGCUUCUGCAAAGAACAGGCUGCACGGAUUACAAAUAAAGGGAAACUAGGAGCGGAUACUAAAGUGAAAAGUCUUCCUCGUCCUCAGUUGAAGCCUCCCAGUAUCAAGAAAACUAAUUCUCCUGCGUCUGUAUCUAAUGCAACUAGUCGAUUGCCGCAGCCACCAAAUUUUGGUAAAUCUGCUUCAGGGAUUCCUUCUGGAAAGUCAUCCGCAGGGACUGGAACAGCAACUCCAAAUAAAUAUCAGUCUUUCUCUCCUGCACAUAAAAAUGCAAGCCCCCAGGCUGGAGGUACAACAAAGUCUCGAACACCACCAAGUUUGGCCAAAAAUCCAACAACUGACACUUCAUUGAACAGAAGGAAAACCUAUAAUGCUGAAAACUAUUCAAGGCCUGACAAUAAAUCGGGUUAUACUGCUGGUGAAAACCCGAGCACUGUGAAUGGAAAUCGCAUGAGAGGAGUGGAUAAUAGCACGUUAGGACAGCAGAAAACGUUUUGCCACGAAUGUGGCACUAAGUACCCAGUUCAGUGGGCAAAAUUCUGCUGUGAAUGUGGGGUUAAACGAAUGGCUCUGUAAGAUAUUUCUGAUGUACAGUCCAAAAGAGCAAGCAGCCCCCGAGUUAGUGUGGAUUCUUUCUAGUCUAUAUAUAAAUAAAAAUGAAUAACUGAACAUGAGGCGCACAUUAAAGAUUUCAAGCUGCUGUGGAAAAUUCUGCUUACAGUAAUUUGCUGCAAGUACACACAACUAUUACAUAACACUAGAUAUUAAAAUAAAUCGAAGCAGUUUUAAGGCUUUGCCCUCUCACCUCCCAUUUAUAAAUAAAUUUGCCACAGGACAAAGUUUUGCUCUGAUGACUAAGAUAGUGCUAAUGUUGCAUGUUUAACUAAAAUUGUAUUAUCAGCACACAGAAUGUUUACAUGAUACCCCAAGUGCAUAGUUUGUAUAGAGGCUUCCUGAAAAGGAAGUUAAAUAACACUUCAAUGCCGUUUCACCUGCUAUGAGGGAUGCAAUUUACCGUAACAACCUUGGACUUUCUGUGCUAUCAAAUAUAACGGACCCUUUCGUUGUUUGCAUUCUACACAAACAGGUUUUUGCUUUCCACUAUUACAUUUUGGAGCAGUGACUGUCAGUAAUAUUUUUUUUCCAUUUUUCAUUCACAUAUAUAUUUUACACUAACACAUUUUGUUUUUAUAAUUGUUUAUUGUAAUUGAUUUUAGUUUCCAUUUUUUUGUUAUUUGUUUUAUCCUGUAUUUAAAAAAAAACCAAACCGUGUACUUUGUCACUGCAUUCAUUUGGUACGUGUAUAGAUUUUAUAGAUGUGGAUAGAACGAAUGCAUUAAGUAGUGCUUCUU
Molecule: messenger RNA, 1883 nt
Organism: Pelobates fuscus (common spadefoot toad)
Lineage: Eukaryota; Metazoa; Chordata; Amphibia; Anura; Pelobatidae
Gene: ZC2HC1A
Product: zinc finger C2HC-type containing 1A
Exons: 9
Coding region: 133-1107 (324 amino acids)
Source: RefSeq, a predicted model, not a curated record